AUGGAUAUUAUCCAGAAACACUGGGCCCAUGUCGUGGCCAGCUACUCGCCCCAGCAGAUCGAGUUCUUCGGCACAUUUCUGGUCCAGGCACUGUCCUUCUGGCUCCCGUCCAUCUGCUAUCUGUGCCUGGAUGUCGUCGCACCCGCUUUUUCCCAGCGGCACAAGAUCCAGCCCGCCCCGAGACAGCCCACACGCCGCGAGAUCGCGCGCUGCUUCAUGGUCGUGACACGGAACCAAAUCAUCUCGUCGGUCCUCCAUAUCGGCCUCCUCUUCAUCGCCCGCCGCACCGGCUCCGGCUCCUCAUAUCGCAUCGAGUCCUCCCUCCCCGGUCCCGCCGAGAUAUGUCGCGAUGUCAUUCUAUGUCUCCUCAUGCGCGAGGCCAUGUUCUACUACAGUCACCGCCUGCUGCACGUCCCCUAUUUCUACAAGCGCAUCCACAAGCAACAUCACCGCUUCACGGCGCCAAUCGCGCUGGCGGCGCAGUUCGCGCAUCCGAUCGAGCAGAUCUUCGCCAACGUGCUGCCCAUCUCGCUUCCGCCGCAGUUCCUCCGCAGCCAUCUGGUUACCUUUUGGAUCUUCUUGGCGUUCGAGCUGGUUGAAACGGCCACCGUGCAUAGUGGCUAUGAUUUCUUCCGGAACAAGGCCAAGAUGCAUGAUUUGCACCAUGAGAAGUUCAAUUUGAAUUAUGGGUCGAUUGGUCUGCUGGAUUGGGUUCAUGGGACGAAUCAGCUGGAGAAACGAAGGACAGAGUAG
This is a messenger RNA of Penicillium lagena, 753 nucleotides long. RefSeq names its product sterol desaturase family protein. NCBI's taxonomy places the organism in Eukaryota, Fungi, Ascomycota, Eurotiomycetes, Eurotiales, Aspergillaceae. The transcript has a single exon. Gene Ontology annotation, biological process: ergosterol biosynthetic process. Bases 1 to 753 code for a protein of 250 amino acids. The record is from RefSeq and is a predicted model, not a curated record. Gene Ontology annotation, molecular function: iron ion binding; C-4 methylsterol oxidase activity.